AUGUUAAUUAAUACUGGUGCCUCUUAUUCAAUUCUGAAUAUGGCCCCCGGCAGAGCCGGGAUCUUCCAAACCUCUGAAAUUAUUGAACUGACAGGGCCCAACGGCCAGAAAUCCUCAGUGCCGUUCACAGGGCCCAUACCCUUUGAAAUUGGGGCUGCCAAAGGGUCUGAAAAAUUUGGGAAAAUGGAAAUGAAAGGAAAGCCAGGAAUUUUAGCCAUCUCUGCACUUACAAAGAUGGGGGUGGUGGUGGACCUGGCAAACCAAGCAUUGCUACACUGCCUACAAAUUGAUUUGCCCGUCAUCCCGGCAAGCCACAGGGUGAUGUCAGUGAAAGCCCCUGAGAGCCUGGUCCACCCUGAGUGGGAGCCACGGGUGAAACGGGUCACAGAGCAGUUCCCCCAGGUCUGGGCAAGGAGUAAGCUGGACUGUGGGCAGAUUGAUGCUGCUGUGUCAGUCAAAGGGCCGGAUCCGCCUCCUCAGCCUCAGCCCUGGUACCCGGCUGAGGCUGAGGACAGCUUGUGGGACACAGUCAAAACCUUGCUGGACCAGGGCGUGCUGGUGGAGCAGCAGAGCACCACCAACGCCCCAGUGUGGCCCCUGAGGAAAGCUGAUGGGAAAACGUGGAAGCUGACAGUUGAUUUCAGCACCCUGAACCAAGUCACCCCGGUGCUGACCUCCACAGUGGUCAAGUAUCCCAACAUCAUGGCAGCCAUCUCCCGGGGCUCCGAGUGGUUCUCGGUGCUCAGCCUGACCAGCCCAUCACUUGCCAUCCCCUUGCACCCCGAGUCCUGGCACAAGUUUGCCUUCACGAUUCGAGGGCGGCAAUUCGCUUUCACCCGAGUCCCCCCGGGUUUCCACAAUGCCCCUGCCAUCUGCCACGCCCGCGUGGUGAGGAUGUGGGAGCAGGUCAGCCACCGGGAGAGCGUGCUGUCCUGUGCUGGUGAUAUCCUCAUCCACACCCAGACAAAGGAGAAGAACCUGGAGGUGCUGGCAGAGGUGCUGGGGGCUGUCCAGAAGACAGGCUUCAGGAUCAACCCCACCAAGGCCCAGCUUUGCUGGAAAGAGGUCUCCUUUUUGGGGGUGGCCGUGGGGGAGGAAGGGCGCUCACUGGAAAAGCAGAGGGUUGAGCUAAUACAGAAGAUGUCAGCACCGUCUGAUGUCACCACCCUGAGGUCCUUCCUGUCUCUCCUGAGGUUGUGCCGUGAGUUCAUUGAGGGCUAUGCAGAGAAAACCGCCCCCCUUUGCCACCUCCUGAAAAAGAACAGCCCCUGGGAAUGGGGGCCAGAGCAGGACGAGGCAGUGAAGACCUUAAAGGAAAGUGUGGCACGAGCCCCCAUGCUGGCCCAUCCUCAGGGGGACAGACCCUACGUUCUGCAGCUGGCCAGCACGGGCAGGGGGCUGCAGGCCACCCUGGGCCAGCAGCACAGUGCCAACCUGCUGCCUGUGGCCCACGCCUCGCGUCUCCUGACGCCAGCUGAGCAGCAGUUCAGUGACUACGAGAGGGAGGCUUUAACCUUAACCUGGGCCCUGCAGCACUGGGAGUACCUGGUGGGGUCAGCCCCUGUGCUGCUGAGGACCUCCUGCACCCCGGUGAGGUACCUCUUGUUGGGAAAGGGGGAUGAAGGUCCCCUGUGCUGUCCCAGGAUGGCCAACUGGGCGUUGGCACUGCCCAACAAGGAGGUCCCCGGGGACCCCUCCCCUGGUGCCUACAGGGUGGGAAUCAGUGCAGAGAGGGACGGGGAGGCACCGGGAAUCUCCCUUACCGACCCCAAGCCAUGGCGGGCACCCCUCUUUGAGAGCAGCCUCAGCCUGGAGGAGGCCAAGGCGAGAGGCUACGUCGUGUGGUUCGUGGAUGGGUCCAACUACUACGAGGAAGGCGUGCCCUACACGGGCUACGCCGCUGUCAACCGGGGCACGGGGGAGGUGGUGAAGGGCAGGUGCCUGCCGCACUCCAUCCAGGCCGCCGAGCUGGUGGCCGUGAUGGCCGCCCUGGAGAACACGCCGGCCGACAAGCCACUGGCCAUCUUCUCAGACUCGGGCUGGGUGGUGCGUGUGGCGCUGGAGUGGCUGCCCCUCUGGAGGGAGAGGGACAUGCAGUCUGCUGACGGCAAGCCCGUCACCUAUGCCAAAAAGCUGCUGUACCUUGCAAGGCUGGCAGAGCAGAGGGUGUGCCCAGCACAGAUCGUUAAAGUCAAGGCCCACAAGAAGGGAACAGAGGAAGCCAAGUGGAACAAGGAGGCAGAUGCCAAGGCCAAGCAAGGUGCCAAGGAAGGGCUGAUGUGGAAGGCCAGCAAGAUAUCAGAGAAAGGUCCAGUGUCGGUGGCUCCCAGCAGGCACUGGGAGAGUGUGGAUCUGGUGGGCUUACAGGCACAGGACCCCAGGCUCCGGGAGUUAGCGCAGGGCAGGGAGUACAAAGGGUGUAAGGUGUGGAAAGACGUUUCAGGGCUGGUCCUGGCACGGCGGGAGGGGGCAGAUUUCCCAGUCUGGGUGGUGCCUGAACUGGUCCGGACAGAGCUUGUGGCCCUGGCCCAUGAGCAGGGGCAUCUGGGGACAGACAAGACCAUGGUGAGGCUGCAGGGUGUUGGGUGGUGGCCCGAAAUGAGAGAGGAUGUGGAGAGGUAUGUCAAUAACUGCCUGACUUGUGCAGCCAACAAUACUGAUGCCAAAACAGCCAAAGCCAUCCUGGGCCACCAGAGGGUUUCUGGGCCAUGGAGCAAGUUGCAGGUGGAGUUUAUUGGCCCUCUCCCCCAAACAGCCCAAGGCAAUAAGUACUGCCUGGUGGUCAGUGAUAUCUUCACCAAGUGGGUGGAAGCAUUCCCAGCUCGAAACAACUCAGCCAGUGCAACUGCAAAGAUCCUGGUAGAGCACAUCUUCUCACAGUGGGGCAUCCCAAAGGAGAUCCACUCAGAUCACGGCCAGCGCUUCAUCGGGGAGGUCACAAAAGGGGUGUGCCAGGCCCUGGGAAUCAAACAAAAGCUUCACAUCACAGGGCAUUUCCAGAAGCCAGUCUCAGCAGAGGGGCCCAACCAAACACUGAAGGCAGCGCUGAGGAAGCUUGUGAGCCAGCAAAGGAAAAACUGGGAUCAUAAGCUCCCACUGACCUUGCUGGCACUGAGGGGGUCUCUGGCAUCUCAAACACUUUCUCCCCCAAAAUUUCCUCCUGCAAGAGACCCGAAGUUUCUGGAGCACUGGUGGCAAGGAGGGGAGCCCCCGGAUGAAAUGCAGCCCCGCGUGCUGAUGGACAGGUGGGUCCACGACAUGCUGAGGACGGUGUCAGCCACCUACCACCAACUGGCCUCAGUGCAGGAGACCAGCAUCCCUAAGAUGGAAAAGCAGUUGGGAGUGCUACUGCGCCCCGUGGAGUGGAACACAGGGGACCUGGUGAUAUACCGAGGGGUUAGGGAGAAGAACCAGGUGCUGGAACCCCAGUGGCUGGGGCCUGUUAGGGUUGUGAACAAGGCCAGCCCCUCUGUGUACCAGGUAGAAAUCAGAAAAGGGGCAAAAACGCAGGAGAAGUGGUUCCAUUCUUCACAAUUAAAAGCAUGGAAGGGAAACUAACGGGGCUGGAGAGCCCGCCUUGCUUAUGUUUUGCAGAUAAAGGAAAAUGGAAGGCGAUUGUGACCAGCGGGAAGGGCGAACUUCGUGGCAUCACCAGCCCUGUUUGUGCUGCGGGGAAAAUGCUUUCAAAUUUGUGAUUGCAGGAGUUACUUUGCUUUCUGGUCCUUAUGUAGUGAAGAAAAAUCACAUCCAGGAGCUGUUGACAGGGCCUGUCCGGUCCCUAAAGAAGGUGGUGCUGUCUCUGUCCACUGUUAAUAUUUCCUCUGUCAGACCACACUGUGCCCCCUUC
This is a messenger RNA of Prinia subflava (tawny-flanked prinia), 3847 nucleotides long. RefSeq names its product protein NYNRIN-like. The coding region runs from base 1 to 3558 and encodes 1185 amino acids. Lineage: Eukaryota; Metazoa; Chordata; Aves; Passeriformes; Cisticolidae. The transcript is spliced from 2 exons. The record is from RefSeq and is a predicted model, not a curated record. Gene Ontology annotation, molecular function: nucleic acid binding; RNA-DNA hybrid ribonuclease activity. Gene Ontology annotation, biological process: DNA integration.